Molecule: messenger RNA, 1005 nt
Organism: Haliotis rufescens (red abalone)
Lineage: Eukaryota; Metazoa; Mollusca; Gastropoda; Lepetellida; Haliotidae
Product: iduronate 2-sulfatase-like
Exons: 1
Coding region: 1-1005 (334 amino acids)
Molecular function (GO): iduronate-2-sulfatase activity
Source: RefSeq, a predicted model, not a curated record
AUGACCCCAUAUCCUGGACAGACCCAUAUUUUGAGUCCGGAAAAGAAGAACAACUCACUUCGAGACACCCAGAAUGCUGACUUUGCAAUUAGAGAGGCUGCCCCUCAAGCAAGAUCUGGAGAACGUCCUUUCUUCAUCGCCCAAGGACUCCAUAAGCCCCAUCUUCCCUUUGUGGCAACAAUGAGGUUCUUUGACAUGUACCCCGAGUCGUCUAUCAGUCCCCCAGCUAACCCAUAUGCUCCUGAUAAGAUGCCAGAAAUUGCAUGGUAUAUUUAUACAGAGCUCGGAAAAUACGAUGACAUUGAGAAAUUACAUGUUUCUGGAGACAUUAACUCCACCCUCCCUAACGAUGUUAUUCUCAGCAUGAGAAGAGCCUACUACAGUGCCCUCAGCUACACCGACUACGAGCUGGGACGAGUGGUCAAGGAACUGGAGAACCAAGGACUAGCCAACAACACAAUCAUCUCCUUCUGGGGCGAUCACGGCUGGCAGCUUGGUGAACACGGUGAGUGGUGCAAACACACAGACUUUGAAAUCUCCACCCACGCCCCUAUGAUGGUACAUGUGCCGGGUCUCACUGACAAUGGCAUCGUGACGGAAGAACUCACUGAGUUUGUGGAUAUGUUUUCAACUCUAGUAGAAGCUGCAGGUCUUCCUGCGCUUGUCCUGUGCCCAGAAAACUCUUCCAACGUUCUAGUCUGUUCCGAAGGCAACAGCUUGGUUCCUCUGAUGAAAGAUCCAGCAAGUCCUAACUGGAAGAAAACAGUCUUCUCACAGUACCCAAGGACCACAGCUAAAUACAGAUACACCGAGUGGGUGAAGUUCGACAUGAAACCUCUCUAUAAGCCGGACUGGAACAAGGUUUAUUGUGUUGAGCUGUACGAUCAUAUUAAGGACCCUGAGGAAAACUAUAACCUGGCUUAUAAUUCUGCUGAAAAGAAACUUGUAUCUGAACUACGGAAAGAGCUGCAUGCUGGAUGGAGGGCUGCCAGACCAAGGACAUGA